AUGGUAGAUAAAGCAGAGCCCCUCGUGGUUGGUGUCAUUUUCCCGGCCAAGAAGAUUGAACGACUUCAAGAGGUGCUGGAAUCGGAGGAAGAUGGUGUACGCUUCGUGUUGAUCGACUUGGAGGCUGCGACUCCUUCUGGGGAAUCCGUGAGCGCCGUCGACUUGGAGGCUGCGGCCCAGCGCUUCGCCGCUCGCUAUGGACCUCUGGACGCGCUGCUGCACAAACUAGCACAUGAUAUGGUGUUUGCAGGGCUAGGGGACCACGACGCUGCCAAUCGUGUAAAGAUGGUGCAGGAAUUCGAGCGCCAGAACCCGUCAGUGCGUCUGGUGGACCCUCUAGACAAUGUUCGACUGCUUACGAACCGUCACGAGGCCUGCCGGAUGCUCCGAAUGAUGGAAAAGGAUGCAGAACAGACGCAGAGCUUUAAAGUGCCUGUGUUUCACGUGGUGGAAAAUUUGGAGCAAUUUCAGAAACUAUUGACGGAGGUGGACGCCGGACGGACGAGAUUGCCGCUCAUUUGCAAGUCAGUGGAGGCCUGUGCGACGGAUCGCUCGCACAUGAUGAGUGUCAUCACUAAACGCGAGGACUUGGUCUACGUCGAGCACCCUGUUCUGUAUCAGGAGUUUGUUAACCACUCAAGCCAUCUCUACAAGGGAUAUGUGUUGGGUGAUAUGAUCGACGUGGCGGAACGACGUUCGUUGCCAAAUCUCGUGGCUGGAGAUGCCCAGCAAGUGCAUUUUAACACCCAGGUGAAUUAUCCGACGACGAAGGAUUUUCACCCUCAUCUCAAUGACAGCGAUAGGCGCAUUGAGACGGUUGGCAAGUCGACACAAGAGGAGACUUUUGCGGCCGUGCGCAAGAUUGGCGAGCGACUUCGUACAGAGUUGAAGCUGACGCUGUUUGGCUUUGAUGUCAUCGUGGCGGAUGAUGGCUCGCGAGACCUUUAUGUGAUUGAUGUCAACUACUUUCCGUCUUACAGGGAGCUUGACGAUUUGAGCACCAUCCUCAGGAAGCACAUCAAGCAAUUGUGCGGCCGCCAGUAG
Peronospora farinosa is the source of this 1044-nucleotide messenger RNA. NCBI's taxonomy places the organism in Eukaryota, Oomycota, Peronosporomycetes, Peronosporales, Peronosporaceae. The record is from the annotation of a GenBank genome assembly.